Colletotrichum chrysophilum is the source of this 1434-nucleotide messenger RNA. RefSeq lists its product as uncharacterized. The transcript has a single exon. The coding region runs from base 1 to 1434 and encodes 477 amino acids. The record is from RefSeq and is a predicted model, not a curated record. Lineage: Eukaryota; Fungi; Ascomycota; Sordariomycetes; Glomerellales; Glomerellaceae.
AUGAAGGACCACGCAAGGCACGGAAGAAAAUCGAACUGGACGGCGCAGCUGUCGCCGUACCUGAAAAACCUCAAAAUCAAGAGCUUCAUGCAGUCACCAAAAUCACCGAAGUCUCCAAAAUCCCCAGACAGCUCAACGUCACCACGCUCUCCUAGGAGGCAAGACAGCAUGGAUGAAUCUUCAUUCCAGAUCAUCCAUACACCGGACCGGCCAGAGAGGCCUGUUUCCAGGACAGCGAUUCCAAAUGAUGAGCAGUGCAUGCAGUUUCUCAUGUCGUUGCAGAGGCAGGAGGAGCACAAGAGAGGCGGGGUCAAGCAUGGCCUCAAGAUGUGGCCAUACCCGGAUGAAGUGGAGGAGACCAGGCGUCUACGGAGUGUGAGGGUCGAGAGCGUACACCUUGAGGAGGCAAGACUUGCCAGGACGAAUUCUUCUGGUCCGGCAAAAGUGGUUGAGGUUGGGAGGAGCUCUACGAAGUCCACAACAGCGACAAGGCGGUCGGGACACUUGCCUUCGCCGAGUGUGAGCGAUGGCGAAGAGGCCGAUGUACAUGAAGUCGAAGCGGAUGAGGACGUCGAGCCAGAGCCGAAGAUGACCGUCCGCAUGGUACCGCUAUCUCCUCCACCUACCCUUUCCAGGAGUCAAUCUCGCCUGGGUCUGUACACUCCACGAGCACAAACCUCUCGAUGGUCCGACGACAGCGAGUCCCUCUUCUCCUCCAGAGACGUUGACUCGCCCUGCCCUGCACGGGGAACCUUUCGCUCAUCCGCAGAGGUGUCGUCUCCAACAAUGGUCGACGACGACUCAGCCGGCCCCUCUAGCCCGUCUUCUCCACCGCUCUUGACCCCGGUGAAGGACCGUCCCGCAACUCCGUUCACAGAUCCCCGGCUGCGGUCUGUGUCUGACCCGACCACCCCUCCGCCGUCGGAUCACAUUGCCCACCAGAUGAGCCCGGAGUCCUUGCCCCGGAAAUACUCCUGGCGGUCGUCCAAGGAGACAAUCCUCAACACGGGGGCGCCAGUGUCGAGGUUUCAAUCGUGGCUGCCGGAGCCGCGGCCAAAGAGUUCAAUGAGAGAAGUCGAGUCAGCUCAGGAGCAGAAGCCGGAGAUUGAGAUCUACGGUGACUGGGCCGAUUACUACUUUGAAGACGGAAACUUUUGGGACGAGGUCGACUCUAAUGCUGACGGCAAUGGUGAUGAAGACGCCGACGACGAGGAAAAGCAUCAAAGCGGUGAUGAGGACCCUGGAGAUGACGAAGCCGAAGAAGCCGAGGAAAAGGUAGAUGGUGAAGGAGAAGAUGAUGAAGAGGAGGAAGAGGAAGAUGAACAAAAGACAAACCACCUUGAGGUCGACGACGAGAAGGUCUACCCAAGGUACGAGAGCUUCAUCAAGGACUACAAGAACAACGUUAUGAAUAUCACGGUCACGGAGGUAUGA